CAAAGAAACAGUUCUGUUUAUAUAACGGUAUUUUCCUCUGUACAGUUAAAGGCUGUUUUGCUCGGAUCUAAAAGUAAAUCAUGUUCAUGAAGGUUGUAAUUGUCCUGUUGGCGGUCAUUAUGGCCGUGACCACGGCCGGGAUGCCAGGAGGUCUGACGGAUGUGGACGCAAACAGAGAUGAUGUCCAAAAUGCCCUGAAGUUCGCAGUCAGUCAACACAACAAAGCGAGUAACGACAUGUACAUCAGUCAGGUUUCAAGACUGAUCAAGGCUCAGACUCAGGUUGUUGCUGGUAUAAAUUAUAUUUUCAAAGUUGAGAUGGCAAGGACAACCUGCAGAAAAGGUGGCAUUGAGGAGGUGUGUGAGAUCGAUCCAGACACAAGUGUUACACAACGUCGUGAGUGCAAAAUAAAGGUGUGGAGUAGGCUCUGGUUAAACGACAUGCAAGUUAUGGAAAAUACCUGCCUGUAGAAAUCCAAUCAGGCAUCCCAGAGUUGGUUCGGCCUUCUCAGCAACUGCAUAGCAUUUUUUUCUCUAUAGAAAUAUUUUAACUUGCAUGAACAUGUUUAAUCCAUCUAGUUAUUAGUUUGCAUGUAGUGUCUUGUUGUCAGCAUAUUACUAUAAGAAUGUUUUUACUGUCACAAGCUUAAGCAAUAACAUUCAAAUAUAUGCACUUUUUGUAUACUUUUAAAAACUGAAUAAAAAAAUUGAGCAAGAGAAUGCUUAAGUAUUAAAUGCA
Messenger RNA from Tachysurus fulvidraco (yellow catfish), 738 nucleotides. RefSeq names its product cystatin-like. The transcript is spliced from 3 exons. Gene Ontology annotation, molecular function: cysteine-type endopeptidase inhibitor activity. The record is from RefSeq and is a predicted model, not a curated record. NCBI's taxonomy places the organism in Eukaryota, Metazoa, Chordata, Actinopteri, Siluriformes, Bagridae. Bases 81 to 470 code for a protein of 129 amino acids.